This is a messenger RNA of Wyeomyia smithii (pitcher-plant mosquito), 937 nucleotides long. RefSeq names its product UPF0193 protein EVG1 homolog. The coding region runs from base 228 to 857 and encodes 209 amino acids. Lineage: Eukaryota; Metazoa; Arthropoda; Insecta; Diptera; Culicidae. The transcript is spliced from 4 exons. The record is from RefSeq and is a predicted model, not a curated record.
GAGCUCAACCUUGAAAAUUAGAUUCGUUUAUUCGAAAUGGGGUCGAGGACAUGGGGCCGCGUUGCUAUGGUAAUGAUCGAUGCUUCAAGUAAACUUUUUUCUGCUUCUCAGUUUGUUGCAGGAUUACCUCGAGCUUAAAUAACGAGUUUUCUUUUAUAUCGUAUUUAAAUGGUGAAAAUUAAAUAGCCUGGCUAUACCUUCAGAGAUUAUUAAGAUUUUUCCACUUCAUGAUGGAUUGGCCAAGUUCUCGGGUAGCCCGAGGGGGAAUUUUCCAUACUCCGAAAUCAAAAUACACCAAAGAAACGCAGGACUUGAUUAAAGUUCUGAUGGAAGAAGCCAAGUUGACGAUCCUUCAGCGGAACAAGAUAAACUACCAUCUGCGAACCGGGGAACCUUUGCCAGCACCGAAGGAGCACAAGUUUGAACAGGAUUACAAUAAUUUUUUGCCUAUGGCAAUAACGCGAAAUAACAUUAAAAAGAGAUCUUUGUCUACUAUUAUCGAAAGUGGAGCAUUCGAUGUAGAAAAAUACGCAUCGAAAGAACAAAAAGAACCGAUAGAAAAAUCUAAACUAAAGCUCCAAGAAAGGAUGGCUGGUUGUAAGAUUUAUACCGAUGAUGGACGAAAACGAAGACAGCGUCGACAAAGCGACGAUGAAGUGGACUUUAUCGAACCGGAUCGGGAAGCAGAAUUGCUGGAUGAAAUCAACGAACGGGUAGAAUGGCUGACUGAAAUGGAAGCUUUGGGUGAGGGCAAGAAACAUCGUCAAGUGAUUCAUUCCCAAAUUGCUGAUCGACUAAACGAGAUUAAACGCUUACAGAAAUCUUCAAAAACACCUAUGGAACAAUGUUUGAACUAAAAUAUAAAUGUGUUUCGAAUUGGUACAUGUGGUACAGUUUGGUUCGACUUUGAAUGGAUUUAAUAAAUUCAAAAAAUAAA